AUGGCCGAGCUUAAGACCGCGACUCAAACCCUAGAUUUCGACGACGAAAUCGCGUUGCAUCUCUUGGUCGAAACCGCGAUCUUUGAUUCUAGCGGCUAUGAGCUUUUAACCCACGAAGAGCUAGAUCAACUAAAACGGGAGCAGACGACUUUGAUUGGACGCAUUGAAGCUCUCCGACGCAAGCUUCUCCUCGAAACUAAAGUACGAGAUGCCGCUCAAUCGCUGUCCCGCCUGCGGUCGCCGAAACAGAACGAAAGUCCCCUUACUUCGCCAGUCAACGCAUUUGGGGGUUCUUUCCAUCAACCCGGCCAUGACUCCGUAGCACAGGCAUCAGUGGAACUCAGUGCUUCAAUUGCCAAGUGUCACGAAAUUGACACCGAUAUUCGUAAAUUGGAGGCAGAUUUGUGGGUGCUUCAGCGACGACUUCUUUGUCAUACCUCACGAGUUCUUGCAACUACAUACCACCACUCUGAGAAAUCGCGGCAUUUCACUGCGAGUAGCAUUGAUGCACCAACCAUACGCUCUUCAACACCUAACAAAUUUACCAAGCUACAAACCGUCAAACCCAUUGAAGACUUCGACGACCGUAGCCUUUACAAACCGGCGAUCAGUUCGGGUGAAGCUCCACCUUCGCAAUCACAAUUCCGCACAAGUGGCCCAUCGACUUAUGCGACGAAUCCAGGGGGCCUGCCCGCGCAUUCUAGUGGCCCCAUUGGUCUCAAGCCUCAGUCACCUAUAGGGAACACGGAAGCUAUAGGUUUUUUUUCAACUCCGAGCACACCACCGCCCCUCAAUAAUCGAGAUAAGUCCGCAGUGGAACAAAGAUUAGUUGCCUUGCAUCAUAUUGUCAAAGAAAUAUUGGUGAAAAUUGAAAUAUUACCACCUGACCAGCAUGAUGUAAGUAAGAGCUUGUUUUUGGAAGAGAGGAAGGAUAGCUUUGACCCAAACGACGGAAUUCCCACUUCUACGCUUGACGAGAUUCUUGCUUUAGAACAUGGUCUCAGACAGGUUCAGGCGUCUAUAUUCCAACAAGGGAGUAGGUCCGUUGCAAUCAAAAGCGAUGAUAAAGAUGUACUACAGGUUUGGGAAGUGUUAUUACGCUGGGAAGGAGAAAAACAGGAUAAUAGGAACCAUGAAGACAGAGACAAAGGGAUUAUGAUGGGGACCACACGGGAAGCCAACCGGCCAGAUAGCAUCAAGUUUGAAUCCCUCAAGAGCGACGGGAAGAGCAUCGGAGAACUCGUUGAGGGUGUGAAAUUAUUAGCAGAUACUUCUUUACGUUGGGCCGCAGACAAGCGAGACCUAGAACUUCAGCUUCUUCAAAAGUCGCAACAAUAUCAAAUGGAAAUCCGAAAACACGAAGACGCAAAAACUGACCAUGAACAACAGAUCGAUGGGCUCACAAAUUCUUUAUCCAAAGCUUUGGGUGAGCUAUCUCAGAUCUCAUCCAAACAAGAUGCAGGUAUUUCACUAAGACAGGAAGUGGUGAAAUUACGGGAAGAGUUGGAUGCGAAAGAACAACAUUGUGCCCACAAAAUAGAAGAACUCCAGCUAAUGCUAGGCUCACAAAAAUCUGAUUUCGAAAACCUCGCCAAUGAUGCUCGGAUCAUUUUCCAAGAAAGGGAACGUGAUCUUGAAGAGCAGGUGGAUAAACUACGAGAAGAAGUAAUGUCAAAAAACAAAGCAUUAGAGGACAGCCUUGCUUGCGCAAGCACUGGAGACCAAAAGACCAGGAAGCUGAAUGAGGAGAUUGAUUAUUUGCACAUUCAACUAGAAAAAUCACAUGCCGCAAAAAUCGAUGUGGAGAAUCAACUGCUCCUUGACAAACAUAAUCUUGAAUCACUUACAGAAACCCUACGUACCCGUGAAGCGCGCGUGGAAAUCCUCGAACGGAAUCUGACGGAGGCAGUUGCGUCUAAGGAAAAAUUCGAGGAAACGUAUCACGAGCAGACGAAACGCAUAGAAAUCCUCGACAAAAGGAAUCUAGACCUACAGGACCAGCUCCGGGUUAGAGCCACCCAGGUAGCGGAGCAGACGUCAAGUGCCGAAGAGUUAAAAUCACGACUGAUAGAGAGCCAAACAGCCAAAAAAAACCUUGAAUCUAACGUUUCGGCACUGGAAAAUGAAGUCCAACAAUUGCUAACAGAGCUAGCAACUUUAGCGAAUGACCUCCAAGCUACCAAAAAAAAUUCACAACUGCAGAUAGAGGAGGCGAAACAGCAAGCAGCCGCGAAGAUCCAAGUCGAGCAAGGGAGAUCGCAACCUGCUAUGGAUGCGAACCUUAUUGUAGAACUUGAGAAUCUCUCGAGGCAGAAUGAAGAGCUAAGGAAGGCCAAUAUUGCACUUCAGGACAAGCUGUCCGAGUCUACAACACCCCUAGGAAGCACGAGCUCAGACACACCCCGAGCUCUACAAGAAAGGUGUGACAAACUGCAAAAAGAAUUGGAUGAGAUGCUUGUCGACUAUGAGGCCCUUAUGAAGGACUCUGUCGAUUUCGAAGCGGACAAAUCACGCCUAGAGUCGCAGAUAGAUGAUUUGCAGGAGAAAGUGGAGGCGCUCGAACGCAGCUUAGCAGAUGAGAGGAUGGGAAAUGGCCGCUCCGUAAAAUCAACGGCUGUACCGGCAAACAAUUUGGUAACACCUAUUCCAUCUUCUGGAGAGAACAUGACGAUGUCUGUUUUAAGGGCAGAGUUUAAGAAAAUGAUGAGGGAUAUGAGAACGGAACAUAACAGGGCAUUGCGGGGGGAGCAAGAGGCAAGGCGGCGACUGGAAAAUGAGCUGCGACAUGCACGAAGAGACCAGAGCAACGGGGCCAAUUCAAAGCCGGGACCAUAG
Molecule: messenger RNA, 2835 nt
Organism: Orbilia oligospora ATCC 24927
Lineage: Eukaryota; Fungi; Ascomycota; Orbiliomycetes; Orbiliales; Orbiliaceae
Exons: 3
Coding region: 1-2835 (944 amino acids)
Source: RefSeq, a predicted model, not a curated record